Mangifera indica (mango) is the source of this 3513-nucleotide messenger RNA. Its product is annotated as disease resistance protein RPM1-like. Bases 498 to 3350 code for a protein of 950 amino acids. Lineage: Eukaryota; Viridiplantae; Streptophyta; Magnoliopsida; Sapindales; Anacardiaceae. Gene Ontology annotation, biological process: defense response to other organism. The record is from RefSeq and is a predicted model, not a curated record. The transcript has a single exon. Gene Ontology annotation, molecular function: ADP binding.
AGAAAUUCCUCAAGCUGAGUCAUGGUCCAUGAACAGUUGGUAGUCUUGAAGGCCAAGUAAUGGAGCAAACUCGAAAAUCAAUUCAAAGACACGUAGAUAGAUAAUAUUAUAUUAGAUUUGUUUCUGAGCUAUGUUCUCUAUUUGAUUUCAUAGGACUUGAUCUUAUCUUGCCUUGGAGAAAAUUUCUAUUUGAUUUCAUGGGACUUCUUUUCUUAAUAUGCAUCUACUAUUAUAUUAACAUGAAUUUGUUUCGAUCAUGGAAGGAUGACGUUAAUUUGUAGUUUUUAGCCGUUUAAUAUAAAAUUUAUUUGGUUAAUUAUAACAUCAGAAUGACAUUAAUGGCGGAUUUGACACGAAAGUGAAUCCAGAGAAGGGAAGAUUACAGACCAUAAAUAAGUGGUAGCGGUUUCAGAGUCUUGAGGAACUCCCGAUAUUGAUGUUUGAUCUCCUUUCUUCUUUGAAACCACAAACUUCAGCUUCUUAUACUGGCGUUUCUCAUGGCUGCAGUAGCGGUGAUGUCUGCACUGGAGGAGCUUACGCCAUUCUUCGCAAAUGAGGUGCAACUGAUGACGAGUAGUCGAGAAGAAGCUGUUUACGUGCGCACAGAAUUGGAGCGCAUGAAGGUGUUCUUGAGAGUCGCCGACUGUUUGGAAGAGACUGAUGAAGAAGUUAGAGUUUGGGUGAAGCAAAUCAGAGAUGUCGCUCACGAUAUCGAAGAUGUUCUGGAUGAGUUCUCUCUUCUUCUUGCUCACAAUCAUGGUGAUGGUAUCUACGGCUUUUUGCACAAGCUUUCGUGUUGUGUUAAGAACAUGAAGGCUCGUUAUCGCUUAGGGUACGAAAUCCAAGGCAUCAACAUGAGAAUCAAAAGAAUUUGUGAGGGACAACAGAGACUCCGGCAGAAAUUCCGAGCAGCUCAACAGGCUGCUUCGAGCUCGACCAAUACAUGGAACGAUCGUCGCGGAGACGCCCUUCUUUUAGACGAGACUGAUUUGGUUGGCAUUGAUGAGCCUAAAAAGAAAGUGGCGGAGUUGCUGGUAAGCGGUGGUUCAGGCCGCCAAGUGGUUUCGCUGGCAGGGAUGGGAGGGAUGGGCAAAACCACUCUGGCGAAACAAGUCUAUGACGAUCGAAAAGUGAAGAAACACUUCAAAACCCAUGCCUGGAUUACUGUUACAAGAAACUACAAGAUGGAGGAGCUUCUAAAAGAUAUGGUUCAGCAGCUUUUUCGAGAGAUCAGAAAGUCGGUUCCAAAGGCUGUGGAGACGAUGAGCAGUUAUGAAUUGAAGAAAAUAAUAAAGGAUUUUCUUCAGGAGAGGAGGUACUUGAUUGUUCUUGAUGACGUGUGGCAUAUAAAUGAUUGGGAUGCGGUGAAAUAUGCUUUGCCCACCAACAAUUGCGGCAGCCGAGUGAUGCUCACUACGCGUAAUGUUGAUUUAGCCUUCACUUCGAGGAUAGAAUCCGAAGGUCGAGUCUAUAAUAUGCAGCCAUUGCCUCUGGAGGAAUCCUGGAAACUUUUCUGCACCAAAACCUUUCAUGGAAACACAAACACUUGUCCUCCUCACCUGGAGGAAAUAUGUAGGUGUAUUUUAAAGAAAUGUGAAGGGCUUCCUCUUGCGAUAGUUGCGAUUGGUGGGGUUUUGGCUGCGAAAGAUUGGCGAAGGAUUGAUGAAUGGGAGAUGGUUCGCCGGAGUCUUGGUGCUGAGUUAGAGGGCAAUGACAAACUCAAGAAUUUGAAGAAAGUUUUGUCUCUCAGCUUCAAUGAUUUACCGUGCUAUUUAAAAGCAUGUUUUCUUUACUUGAGCAUCUUUCCUGAAGAUCAUUUAAUCGAACCAAAUAUUCUGGUUCGGCUGUGGACUGCUGAAGGAUUCGUUGAAGCUAAAGAAGGAAAGACCCUAGAAGAAGUUGCGGAGGAAUACUUCAGUGAGCUCUUGAACAGAAGCCUGAUGGAAGUGGUUGGAACAACAAGCGAUGGCAGAGUCAAGCACUGCAGAAUUCACGACCUUCUGAGGGAAAUCAUAAUCGCAAAGUCCAGAGAGCACAACAUUGCAGCCAUAGCUAAAGAACACGUCAAUCAGAACGCAAUAUGGCCAGAAAAAGUUCGACGAUUAUCAGUUCACAAUACACUGCAAAAUAUUCAACAAAACUGGUGUGUUAACUCAUCUCAAUUGCGUUCUCUGUUCAUGUUUGGGAUAGUUGAAAAGCCAUGCUUGCACGCACUUUUUCCAAGUGGCUUCAAGCUUCUUGGAGUCCUAGACAUGCGAGGCACACCAGUCACAAAAUUUCCCAUUGAAGUUGUAAACUUGUAUUAUUUGAAGUACCUGAGCUUGAGAGACACCAAGGUGAAAACCAUUCCAAGAUACAUAGGGAAGCUUCAGAACCUGGAGACAUUAGAUCUUAAACAUGCUUAUGUCACUGAAUUGCCAUCUGAGAUACUCAACCUCAAAAACCUUCGGCAUCUGAUGGUCUACCGAUAUGAAUACGAGUCUUAUACUCAUUCUAAAUUUGGAUUCAAAAGUUUAGAGAAGAUUGGUGUUCUUCAAUCUUUACAAAAGCUCUGUUUUAUCGAGGCAACCCAUGUUGGAACACUGCAAGAGCUUGGCAAGUUGAUCCAACUUAGAAGACUCGGUGUUCUAAAGUUGAGAAAACAAGAUGGGAGAACACUGUGUUCAUCUGUCGAACAUCUGACAAACCUUCGGGCAUUGUCGAUAAUUUCAACAGAUGAAAACGAGAUUAUUGAUCUUCAACACCUUAACCAUCCACCUCAAUUCCUUCAAAGAGUUUAUUUGACAGGACGGCUGGAGAGUCUACCUCAUUGGAUAACUUAUCUUCACAGUUUGGUUAAACUUUAUCUGAAAUGGAGCAGAUUACAGGAAGAUCCAAUGGUGUUUCUACAAAAUCUUCCAAAUCUUGUUCACCUCGAACUGCUUCAGGUCUACGAAGGAGACACGCUCUGCUUCAUGGCUGGUGGGUUCAAGAAGUUGAAGCAACUGGGUCUGGACAAAUUUGAUGAGCUGAGAUUUGUUGAAAUACAAGAGGGAGCAAUGCCAGGCAUUGAAAAGCUUAGCAUUCAGCGGUGUAAGUCACUGCAGAAAGUGCCGCUAGGAAUUGAGCAUCUGAGCGAGUUGAAAGUACUUGAGUUUUUUGAUAUGCCAAAUAAAUUGCUAAAGACGAUUUGCCGAGAUGAAGAAGGCGAAGAUUAUUGGAGAGUUGCACACAUUCCUGAAGUGUAUUCAACCUACUGGAGAAGCGGGGGAUGGGAAGUUUAUUCACUGGAGAGUUUUAGUGAAGGGGAAAAUGCUCCACUGCUUAACACAAUCAUAAGCAACAGUGAACUUCAGACCCGUUGGAAGUAGUUUACUGAAGUCGUUUCAACAAUAAGUAAUGUGUCGUUUCAGCUGUACAGCAUAUGUAUAAGAAUCCUUUUUAUUUAGUUUGUAAAUAACAAGAAAAAUAAAUGUAUAUAUCUUGAAAUGUUUCUUCACAAUUCCAUCCUUAUAUAAACUUGUUUUAGUACCA